Pogona vitticeps (central bearded dragon) is the source of this 2309-nucleotide messenger RNA. NCBI's taxonomy places the organism in Eukaryota, Metazoa, Chordata, Lepidosauria, Squamata, Agamidae. The record is from RefSeq and is a predicted model, not a curated record.
CUGCUAUUAGAACUGAAAUUAGAAACAACAGCACAUCUAAUGCUUCCUCUUUCAUUUUCUGGAGAUGGUACCUCUACUGGUCUGUUCCUUUAUGCCCACUUUGUAAGCCGAACUGUUUUCAGAGCCUCAGCAACUGCAGGUUCAGCUCUUGCACGAAUCCACCAUGAGGUGUUUCUUUCUGCUCCUCUUCCUGGAUGGUUGUCUUUGUACGAAUGAAAAGACAUUGACCAUAGAGCCCCAUUAUCUGGCUGGUUGGAAAGGAUCCUGUAUAUUGAUUCCAUGCCAGAUCAAGUAUACAUACAGUGGUCGUCGUCUUAAUAACAUCUCCCUGAUCUGGUAUUUUGACCCUUCUUAUGAUGGCAAAGAGUAUACUGGCACCAUCUUGUACAAUAGCUCUAGGACCUCCCAAAAGCACGUGAUCCCAACAAUAGCAGGUUUACAAGAACGCGCGACAUUUGCUGGUAAUUUAAGUGAAAGAAAUUGCAGCUUGAAGAUUUCCCAGCUUCAGAAGAGUGACGACGGUUCAUAUGGAGCAAGGCUUUAUGGCAUCCUUGAAAAUGAUUUCUCUAAAAAGAAAUGGUACCAUCCUGCUUCCCUUAAUAUUCUUGACCCACCACCGAAACCUACUCUACAAAUCUAUCCCACGGAGAACAAGGAAGGACAGCCAACCAAUGUGAAGUGCUCAAUGUCUUACCAUUGCCCGGAUGAGCCAAUAACGAUGAUUCUCAGUGGCUUGGAGGAGGAACGUAUGUCUGCCCAAAGAUCAACUGGUGGACUUAGAGAGGUUCGCAAAGAACUGCGUUUUGUCCCAACCUGGAAGGACCACGGAAAAUUGGUGACAUGCUCAGUCAUGGAUAAAGGGAGAGAAAUAUCUCAUAAUACCAUGAAACUGGUUGUAAAGCAUGCUCCCAAAGGAGUGGAACUGAGGGCUGAUCCUGGAACCACUCUCCGAGAAGGGGAGAAACUUUCUCUUGAAUGUCUCGUCAAUAGCACCUACCCUGAUGUCCUCGAGUACCAAUGGUGGAAGAAUAAUGACUUGACAAAUGGAAUGAUACAUGGUUCCAGGAUGAAUAUUGAUCCUCUGGGAGGGCAUCAUUCUGGUCAUUAUAAAUGUGGAGCAAGAAAUGGACUUGGAACUACUGAAUCUGAAGAACUGCCCAUAGAUGUCCAGUAUCCGCCGAAAGAGACCAAAAUCCAGUUCCCAAGCAGGACCAUCGAGGAAAAUGAUGCGGUCACUUUGGAGUGUUCUUUCACAGCCAAUCCCCCGAUCACCAAGUACGAAUGGUACAAACACUCUGAAUCGAACGUCAUCGGCUCCCAAAGAGAGCUGCACUUUCAGGCAAUCCAGCCCAACGAUUCUGGUACUUAUUAUUGCAAAGCCUACAAUCCCAUUGACGAGGCAAAAUCUUCACUUUUCACCCUGGAUGUCCUUUACAGACCCAAGGACGUCCAGCUAGCCGUUUUAAAUUCCCAGCCCAUCAAGGAAGGACAAACAAUCCAAUUCAACUGCUCUGUGGGCAGCAGUAACCCCAGGACCAACUGGUACAAGUUGCUGGAGAAUAAUGUGGUUCGGACGAGGCCAGCUGAGUCGAGCCUAAUUACUUCCCCUGCAAAACCUGGACGAGCUACCACUUAUCAUUGUGAUGCAUGCAACAACGUUGGUUGUACUUCAUCUCCAAGGAUCUCUGUAAAUGUGCACUUUGCCCCCAAGAACGUAAAAGCCGUGCGAGAUCCCCCAGGGCCCAUCAAGGAAGGGGCCUUUCUGAAUCUAAGUUGUCAAGUGGAGGCAGCAAAUCCUGAGGAAAUGACCUACAGGUGGUCCAAGGAUCAGCAACCCCUCGAUGCUAAAGGUGCCACUCUGAUCCUCCAGGAAGUGGCUCCAGGGGAUUCUGGCAGCUACUCCUGUGAUGCCACAAACAGUGUGGGCACGACAGCCUCCCGGCCUCUUCAGCUGAAUGUCCAAUAUGGGCCCCGGAGUGUCUCUGUAACUGUGGAUACUAAAGAGGCCAUCAUUGAGGGAAAUAAUGUCUUGUUGCGAUGUGAAAAUGAUGCAAAACCACCAUCACAUUCUUAUAAGUGGUAUUGGAAUGGGGAGGAGAUUUUUCAGAAGACCUCUGAUGUCCUUGAACUCCAAAAAGUAGAAGUCUGGCAGUCGGGAGACUAUUUUUGCACUGCGUCCAAUGAAAUUUCCGAGAACGAAUCACAAUCUGUGGCCCUCAUUGUGUCCUGUGAGUAAUUAACAGUGGUAGGUCCAGGAUUCUGCUUUCCACAAGUGUUGUUAUAAUUGCAAAAUCAACAUCUUUUGAUUU